Messenger RNA from Diachasma alloeum, 2802 nucleotides. RefSeq names its product E3 ubiquitin-protein ligase MSL2 (gene msl-2). Gene Ontology annotation, cellular component: MSL complex. Bases 174 to 1457 code for a protein of 427 amino acids. Gene Ontology annotation, molecular function: ubiquitin protein ligase activity. The record is from RefSeq and is a predicted model, not a curated record. The transcript has 4 exons. NCBI's taxonomy places the organism in Eukaryota, Metazoa, Arthropoda, Insecta, Hymenoptera, Braconidae.
ACAUGGCGGAUGUUUUGUUUGUGUGAGAGAAUGGUUACACUGUUGGGUAAAAUGUUUAGGAUCAAUCGUUUUGUUAUUCUUUGUUUAAUUUUUAACAAUUAAUUGACAGUAUCAAGUCAAAAGAUGGUGGAUGUUAAUUAGCAUCAUAAAAGGUGAAUCUAUAAAGCCAAAAAAUGAAUGCAACGAGUCUUUAUGUGUCUACGUGUCGCCUAGUAUUACAAGCCGACUCGGAGGAUCCAAAUUCUUGGACCGAUUUAUACAGGCUUGUACCAUAUUUGCGCCAGAGUUUGAGUUGCACAGUGUGCUCAAAUCUUCUCAUUGAACCUCUCACACCCACCGAAACCAAUUGUCAACAUCACGUGUGUCGUUGUUGCCGUGGCGGACGUAAAAAAUUAAAGCCAUCCUGUGGUUGGUGCAAGGAUUAUGACAAAUAUGUGGAGAAUGUGCAGUUGAGGAUACUGUUACAGUGUUAUAAAAAACUCUGCGAGUAUCUCACGAGCACGAGUAUUUACAGAAAUCUCAUUGUUUCUGUGUCUUCCAAUGUGACGAGCAAUGGGGCAUCUAGUGUGGGUGCUGGCAGUCUCAUGGAACUUAUUCAGGAGGGCACCGGUUUCAAGGACGAGUUUAAAAGCAAUGCUGGACUAUCAAAGUCCGCUUAUAGCAUACUCCCUUGUGUUUAUACGAGCACUACAUCGACACAGACUCAAGGAAAUACCAUUCAAGCCUCUAGCGAAACACUUCCACAAAACGUACCUGAAUCACCUGCAAUUAGAACCGUCUCCAAUGGCUCCUCAAUAUAUUCUGUGAUGUAUGCUGGCUCUGGUAAUAAGAUAACGAUAAAAAGAAAAGCUGCAGCUGUAGAAGACACUGACAUUAUACAGCAGGAUGACGGAACAACGCGGACUAAUGUAGGAGGGGUAAAAUGCAUUCCAUCUUCACAUCUUUCAUACGGAACUACUUCUCCGAAAAAGUCUUCGAAGGGCAGCAAAUCAACGACAGGCUUCAAAAAGCCACGAUCUAGUUCAACAAGAAGUAAGAGAAAAGGGUGUCGCUGUGGGAACGCAACAGCAAUACCUGGGAAGUUAACAUGCUGUGGUCAAAGGUGUCCAUGUUACGUUGAGAGUAAACCGUGCAUAGAAUGCAGAUGCAGAGGAUGUAGAAAUCCACAUACGGCUGAUGGUCUCAAGAUUCGGCCUCACAUCCCAGAACUUCACAAUCUUCAAUUACAACUGUCAACACCUCUAGACUGUGACACAUUAACAGCAGAUCCUCUGAGUUCAGUACAGCAUCUCUCCACAUCACCAACAACAAUCCAAGUGCUAAACGUUUAUUCCACUCCUCGAUUAGACAUUGACAAUGUCCCCCAGAAUCUUCCAGCUGCAUUGCUAGUCGGUGAAGACGCAAUGGUAAGUACCGAGAGUGAGGCUGAAGACAGUGAUAUACAAAUUGACGUGUGACAGCGCAAUUGAUAACGCUUUUGAGCGUUCAUUUGAUUCUCAUCAUCAAGUUGUAUCAAAUCGGUGUUACUACGAGUGUUAUUACGAAUAGCGAUAUGAAAGUUCUUUACUUCGCAAUAACUUUUUUGGAGCGUAAAAUUUGUAUAAAGUGUAAAAGUGUGUAAUCAUAGGACCUGUGUGAUUAGAUAGUUUUUUAAGUAGAAUCAUUGUAAGAAUUCACAGAUUUUUUGUACAAUUCUAUCUAAUGCUGAAAGCACUACUUUAAUAUCAUUCUUUCAAUCACUGCGAUUUGUUAUGAGAAUGAGUGCAGACAAAAAUCUGGAUAUCCAAUGGAGACAGCAAGUAUGUCACUUAGGAAAAAUUCGUGAAGGAUGGUACGAUUGAUUUUAUAUACUCACUACACAUUCAUUGGUACAACUUCAUCCAUAACAAGAUGGACGAUGGAGGAUGAAUAUCGAAGAAACAAUAACAACGUUGGCCAAAUUUGUCGUAUAGAAAUUUAAACUGAUAACGACCACCGAAUAAACACGGCUCGUGGUGACCACAAAUCCAGCAUUAAUAAAAUGUCACAAUCAUGAAAAUUAGAUCAGCAUUGUUAAUAUCUCUCUAAUAUUUCAUAUUUUCCAUUUAAUUCAUCAGUAUCGAGAUGAUCACAAUAAUUAAUUCAUCCCUAAUUUCUUCUCCCUCAUCACAUGAUUGAUGAGAUAAUUCUGCAUAGGGAGUAUUCAUUUUUUGCAACCGCUGUUAUUCAAUGAACUAUAAUUCCAAUAUGUAAAUUACAGCAAUAAGACUCGAAAGGAUAUCUAGAUUUUUUUUUAAGAAAAGAAAUCCAUUUUGAAAUACUGCAAUUAAUUUGAUCAUUGUGUAGAGUCAACUUAUUAGAUGCUUAGAAAUUGUAAAUUUAUAAUUAUGAUUGUUAAUUGGCAUCGGCAAGGCUCGAGUUUCAAGAUUUAUUGUCUUGUCAUUAAGGAAAUUGGAAUUAUUGGAAAAGAAGCAUGAAGUAAAGAAAUUCUAGUACAAAAUUAUGAAUUUAUAUAAAUUAUAAUUUGAAAGGUUUCAAUCCUGCACAUGUCAAAAUGGCCUUGAAUAUUCAGUUGAACUGGAACAAUGAGUUUCCACAAAUGUGGUGGAGCGCGAUUUAUUUACCAGAGUAAUACUUCGUAUCAGCAAUAAGUAAUUACAUUACAUAAUUACAAAAAAAAUAAAAAUGAAAAAAAAAUGGAUGGGAGGGUUAUCAAUGUGAUUGACAUCAACUUGCAUAGUAUUUUUUGUUCAUCAUGUAUCCCCGUAGGUACGUGCGUGAUGUCAUGACACGAACGAGGAGAAUAAACAUAUUUUUUACUUA